ACUAAAUCUGCCCUAAGGCCUUCACAAUCAGAAGUGCUGGCGCUGGAAGUAUAAAAUGAAUAGCAACAAGAUGGUUUCAUUAACCAAUCAGGUCAUGGCAUCAAACUGGCAUAUCAAGGCUUGUAUUGGCGAUUUGAGUGAUUUGAUUGGUUGGUCAGAGAACUCACAGCCUUUGAUCUACCGAACUUCACCCAGCAACUCCCGCGACUUGAAGAUGAACUUUUCUCUGCGUCCACCGAGAACAUUCUCAGCCUGAAGCGAGUUAAAACUUAUUCCAUAAAUACGAAAGGACAGGCUGGACAUUGGUCGUUAGCUUGGAAGGAGAAAGAAAAGUCAAACUAGUUGUUAGAACUGGAGCUCACGGAUAAUCUGUACAACAGCGUCACUGAACUCAUCUCAAGAGGAGGAGGGAUUUGGUGAACAACGAACCAGGAAAGUUGACGAUGCCUCUCUAGGCUCCGCUGCUCGUGGCGGCAGAUCACCGACGCUGCUUCGACAAGAACAUGCGCUUCUAACGCCGACUUUGCGGCUGUGGAUCAGUUGUGUUGUGGUGAAGACAGGAGCAGUGAUGGACCCACCGUGCUGUCCCACCACCAUCCACCGGCAGCACCUCCUUCUACACCUCCUGCUGGCUGCUCUGGCUCUCAGCUUCUACUCCUCACCUGCUCUGGCUGACGGAAAAUUCGGUUGUCUGUUUGAGGACGAGCUCUGUGCACAGUAUGAGUUCUGCAUCAAUGAUGGUGUGUUUGGAAGGUGCCUGGAGUUGGUUGGCGCUCACCUGUACACCUAUGAUAUUCCUCCGUCUGCUCUGGAACGCCUCAGGAUCCUCCUACAGAAGCUGGCUCACAAAGGUUUGACGUGGCAGGACGAUGUCACUCAGCAGGUUAUCUCCAGAGAGCUCUCCAGACUGAAGAAGACCUCCAGUCCCAGCCUGGCUGAGCGUCUGUCUGCCCUCAGCAGCAGCAGCAGCAGCAGCAGCAGCAGAGACAGGGAGGUGAAGCCUGCACAGAUAGAGCUAAGUAGAAACCUCCAGCAGUACCUGACAGGUCUGGACUUCCUGCCUCAGGCUGGGGCAGAUGGACAGCCAGAAGGAAACAGAGCUCAGAGUGAAGACGUCUGGUCCAGCUGGUCCAAACCCAAACAUGGCUGGAAGGAGACCACCGUCUACAGUCUUCACAGAGGAGACGGCUCACCUCCUCUCACCAAAGUCUUCACCCAGGGUGGGGAGGGCCCACACCCCAAACUCACCUCAUCCUACUCCAGCCAAGACCCCGUCAGAGGCAAGCUGCGGUCCAACCAUCUGGAGAGGCUUCUGGGCGGAGCUCCAGGGAUUCAUCAGGAAUCAGCAGGAGACCAGGCGUCCUGGCCCAGAGAGCAGCUCCAGUACCUGGGCUACUUUGGUCCUGGUCUGAGUGAACAAACGAAGCUGCCGUCCCAGGAGACCCUGAGCUCCAAAACCCAGAGGCCAAACCUCCACCAGCUUCUGUUGGAGGCUGGGCGCCACCCAGUGGCAGCCAAAGAACCUCUGAGUGUUGUGGAUGAACGAUUGAUCCAGAAGGUGGCGAAGCAGCUGGAUGGACACAGCAUCAACCUGGAGACUCUGAUGACCAACGACCUGGAUCAGCUGGCUGAGGUCAUCACUGGAGCUCUGCAGGAGGUGGACCAGGAGCGGCCGUUGGCUGGGGCCCAACCUGACUCCAUGGCCACCAUGAAGGGUGUGAACAGGGAGAUGCUGUCCGCCAUGACACUGGGUCAGAACCUGAACCAGAACCAGGGGUCCAGCCAAAAAGACUCAAUUCAGAUGGAACAGAAAGGAAAACAAACAGAUGGUGGAGACAAAGAGCCGCUGGACAAGAAUGCAGCUUUCUUUUCCAAACUCCUGGACUACCUCAACAUGGACUCUCUUCAUAACGACGGUGUCGGACCCCCGACUCCUCCUCAGGCCCAGGUGGGACUGGAGAGCAUCCAGAGUCAUACAUCUCAGGGCCAAGCUCCCGUGCACCAAGGCCUGGAGGAGGAGGAGGUGAAGGAAGGAACCAGGCUCAGAUUAACGGGGGGAGUAGAGCAGCCCCACACUGUGGUGGACUCUGAGGUGGACGGGUGGAUGCAGCAGAUCCACGACCAGAAGGGGCAGCAGCAGCAGCAGGAAGAACCAGAGAAGAAGAACGUGAAAGUGAAGACUCAGCUGGUCCAUAUAGGGGUGAAGGAGUUCUCCAGCAGGGGGCAGGACAGACACUUUGGCUACAUCAUCACUGGAUCAGAUUCCCUGACAUCAGACCAGGGUUUGGACCUGAUGGAGCGGCUCACACAGAAGCUGGACCUCCACGCCACCGACCUCACCCAGCUCUCUGUCCUCGGUCCGGCUUUGACCUUCAGAGUUGGACCCAACGCCAACAACUUGACCACAGCCGACCUGGUCCGGGUCGCAGUCCAAGAGAAGCAGCAGCUGGAGAAGGAGAGCGGCGUGAAGAUCGUGGAGGCCGGAGUCAGUGAUAGAGGCAGCCUCACCCAGAUCCCUGUGGUGAAGGAGACCCGGGUGGAGUCGGGCCAGUUCCUGCUGCUCUCCGUCCUCUGCAUGCUCUCGGUCCUGGUGGCGUUGGCGGUGUCCGUCACCUUUUUCUGCGUGCGUCAACGCUCACAUCUCCACAUGAAGGAGAAGCUGUCCAGCCUGGGGACCGACACCAGCACUGAGGCCACGGCAACCUAUCAGGAGUUGUGUCGCCAGAGGAUGGCGAUCAGGACAUCGGAGCGAGUGGAGCGUCCAGAGACCCUGCGCCACUCCAGGCUUAACAGCGUCUCCUCUCAGUUCAGCGACGGCCCAGCGGCGAGUCCGUCCACCCGCAGCAGCACGUCCUCCUGGUGUGAGGAGCCUGUGCCGUCCAACAUGGACAUCUCCACGGGUCACAUGAUACUGUCUUACAUGGAGGACCACUUGAAGAACAAGAACCGUCUGGAGCGGGAGUGGGAGGCUCUGUGCUCCUACCAGGCAGAGCCCAGCAUCUGCAGCGUGGGACAGGGCCAGCAGAACUCCAAGAGGAACCGGUCGGACACCGUGGUGGCCUAUGAUCAUUCCAGGAUCACCUUGAAAGCUGAGAACAACCACGGCAACUCAGAUUACAUCAACGCCAGUCCAAUCAUGGACCACGACCCCCGUAACCCCACGUACGUCGCCUCUCAGGGUCCACUUCCUUCUACAGUGCCUGACUUCUGGCAGAUGGUGUGGGAGAGCGGCUGCGUGGUCAUCGUCAUGCUGACCCCUCUUUCUGAGAACGGAGUGAAGCAGUGUCACCACUACUGGCCUGACGAGGGCGCUGACGUCUACCACAUAUAUGAGGUCAACCUGGUCUCUGAACACAUCUGGUGCGAGGACUUUCUGGUGCGAAGCUUCUACUUGAAGAAUCUACAGACUAACGAGACGCGCACUGUCACCCAGUUCCACUUCCUGUCUUGGAUGGACCGUGGGAUUCCCACCUCGGCCAGGACGCUGCUGGACUUCCGCAGAAAGGUUAACAAGUGCUACCGCGGUCGCUCCUGCCCAAUAAUUGUCCAUUGCAGUGAUGGAGCCGGCAGGAGUGGGACUUACAUCCUGAUUGACAUGGUCCUCAAUAGGAUGGCUAAAGGUGCUAAAGAGAUCGAUAUUGCUGCUACACUGGAGCACCUGAGAGACCAGAGAGCUGGAAUGGUCCAGACAAAGGAGCAGUUUGAGUUUGCACUGACAGCGGUGGCAGAAGAGGUGAAUGCCAUCCUGAAAGCCCUCCCUCAGUGAUGCCCCCCCACCGUUUUUCCGCUCCCUGACCAGAGUUUUCUCUGUGUAACAUGUGACUUCUCAACAGAAUGAGUUGUAGAAUAAAAAUACUUGUUGUAGUACUUAAACAUGACUUAAUUGUACAGAAAAAUCCCAUAAUUGUACUGGAUCACAGCAGAACUUCUGACCACACUACAACAAUAUAUAUACACACACACACACACACACACACACAUAGAUGUUAGUGUAUUGUUGUAUCUCAGACCCCCCCCCACAC
Molecule: messenger RNA, 4022 nt
Organism: Cynoglossus semilaevis (tongue sole)
Lineage: Eukaryota; Metazoa; Chordata; Actinopteri; Pleuronectiformes; Cynoglossidae
Gene: ptprn2
Product: protein tyrosine phosphatase receptor type N2
Exons: 23
Coding region: 569-3766 (1065 amino acids)
Biological process (GO): protein dephosphorylation; insulin secretion involved in cellular response to glucose stimulus; regulation of secretion
Cellular component (GO): synapse; secretory granule
Molecular function (GO): protein tyrosine phosphatase activity
Source: RefSeq, a predicted model, not a curated record